GGAGUAUAAGACCGGGAGGGAGCGGCCCGGGACAGACCGGUGCAGACCUCGGAGCCGGAGUCCCGCAGAGUCCAGCGCUGUCCGUCCAUCCGCCCGCGUCCAGUCCGUCCGCGCACCUCGCGCCACCAUGACUCGGGGUCCAGGCCUCGCGCUGCCUCUGCUGCUGCUCCUGGCGGCGGCGACCGGCCAGGCCGCCGCCCAGGACAACUGCACGUGCUCCACCAAUAAGAUGACCGUGUGUAGCCGGGUUUCCCCGGGCGGCCGCUGCCAGUGCCGCGCGAUCGGCUCGGGCUUCGAAGUGGACUGCUCCACGCUCACCUCCAAGUGCCUGCUGCUCAAGGCGCGCAUGGGGGCCCCCAAGGCCGGCCGCAAGCUGGUGCGCCCCAGCGAGCACGCGCUGGUGGACAACGACGGCCUGUACGACCCGGACUGCGACCCCGAGGGCCGCUUCAAGGCGCGCCAGUGCAACCAGACGGCCGUGUGCUGGUGCGUGAACUCGGUGGGCGUGCGCCGCACCGACAAGGGCGACCAGAGCCUGCGCUGCGACGAGCUGGUGCGCACCCACCACAUCCUCAUCGACCUGCGCCACCGGCCGGCCGCGCGCGCCUUCAACCACUCGGACCUGGACGCCGAGCUGCGGCGGCUCUUCCGCGAGCGCUACCGGCUGCACCCCCGGUUCCUGGAGGCCGUGCACUACGAGGAGCCCACCAUCCAGAUCGAGCUGCGGCAGGACGCGGCGCAGAAGGGCCCCGGCGACGUGGACAUCGCGGACGCCGCCUACUACUUCGAGAGGGACGUCAAGGGCGAGUCCCUGUUCCAGGGGCGCAGCGGCCUGGACGUGAGCGUGCGUGGCGAGCCCCUGCAGGUGGAGCGGACGCUCAUCUACUACCUGGACGAGAAGCCGCCCCAGUUCUCCAUGAAGCGCCUCACCGGCGGCCUCAUCGCCGUCAUCGUGGUGGUCGUGUUGGCCCUGGUCGCAGGCGUGGCCGUCCUGGUCAUCACCAACCGGCGGAGGUCUGGCAAGUACCGGAAGGUGGAGCUCAAGGAACUGGGGGAGAUGAGAAAUGCGCCCAGCUUGUAGGUACGGGCGGGGCUGGGGCGGGAUGGGGUACGGGAUUCUAAGCUGCAGGGCUCCCAGACCAAAGGGAGUCUUCAUCCUUUUUGACUCUGGCCCAAAUGAGACAUUUCUCUCCCCAAAUUCCUGUCUCUCUGCUCACCCCACCAACUCGAUAGAUCCUGGUAUGGGAGUCGCUUUCCUUGGAGACUUCUGUCUUGAAGAAAGCAUUUCUACAAUCCCUUCCCUCUCCCUCCAACCAGACUCGAAGAGUGAAGAAAGGGCUGGCAGAGGGUGUUGUGUGAGAAUCCAGUGUCUGUGCGACAGCCCAGCAACUUGACAAGGGACGUCAUCGGUGUGGAAGGCUUACGUGCGUUGAGAUGGGAAACAGAGCUUUCACUAGUCUUGGGUUUAAGUUACUUAAUUACCGCACGGCCUUCCUGACAAGGAUAUCGUUGAUUGGGCCGGGAUUGCAUCUGCAUUUACCCCCGUUUGCUUGGCCGGCCACACGCACUUGUCCCUGGGAAAGAAGUCUGUUUCCGUGGCCAGAACACACUUCAGUCUGUCUAAGGGCGGACUCGGCCUGAAACUCCGCUUCUAGCCUUCAGCCCGUCUUUGUUACAGAUGACAUUAGUAAUGUUUCUUUUGUAAAAUGUUUGUACAUAUGUUGUCUUUGAUAAUGCUACUGUGAUUUUUUUUUUAAACACGAAUUUAAUAAAACAUGGGAAAGGCACAAAAGAUGGAGUUAGUGAAAACUCGCUCUAGAUUUAUGUCAAUUUACUCU
Molecule: messenger RNA, 1838 nt
Organism: Pipistrellus kuhlii (Kuhl's pipistrelle)
Lineage: Eukaryota; Metazoa; Chordata; Mammalia; Chiroptera; Vespertilionidae
Gene: TACSTD2
Product: tumor associated calcium signal transducer 2
Exons: 1
Coding region: 128-1081 (317 amino acids)
Biological process (GO): positive regulation of stem cell differentiation
Cellular component (GO): membrane; nucleus
Source: RefSeq, a predicted model, not a curated record